UGAUUAAAGUUUCCCUCGUCCAGGAGUUGCUUUAGUGUGCGCUUUUUGUGCACGUGAGAAUGUUUUGCAUCUGUGCGCAUUUUACGCAAAGCGCGUGCUGUGCGUCACCGUGCAGGACUCCUGUCCACACUCACGAGCUUCUGGAAAAAAAAUAAAACUAAGAACGUGUCCAAAAGUGUUUGGACUCCUUGUGCAUCAGGAACACAAUUCGGGAUGUCUUUAAAUUAAAUCGCUCUAACGAAAUCAUGAAUCCAGAUUUGGAAAGAAAUCCAGAAUAAAUGAUUUAAUAUCGAGUUGGAUUAAAACAACAACAACGCAUAAAAAAUCAUUUAUAAACCUGCGUGAACAUGAGAAGCUCGUGAGAACCACGGAGCAUUGUGCAAUCUAAUGUUUAGAUGUUUAUCUGAUGGGAAAUUGUUUUGGACUUGUGCAUUUCAGUAGAAAUGUAACUGCAGACUGAAAUACAACACAAAUCAGAUCGUCACAAAUCGGUUCGUGUCGCAGUCUGAAGUCUGAACCUCGAAAUGAAGGAGUCGCUUAAUUAGUCUCGACCCACGUGACUGCGGGGGAUCUUAACUCGCGCGCUGUUCUGAGGAUUCAGGUGGGCUUCGGGUGCAUCAGCUCAGAAGACCCCCUUGGUUCUUUUUCUUUUCUCAAAGUACAGGGAGUCUGAUUCGGCUGAAGGCUCAUGAAGGCUGAAAGCGACGCGGGGAACAGCGGUGGCGGUGCGGGUGGCGGCGGCAGCGGCUCGGGCGCGUGCUGCGUAAACCGGCUGCUGCGCGCGGUGGAGAGCGAGCUGCGCGCUGGACGCGAGAAGGGAGACCCCACGGAGAAGCAGCUGCGCGUGAGCCUCGAGGACGCCGAACUGUGGCGCAAGUUCCGCGAAGUCACCAACGAGAUGAUCGUCACCAAGAACGGCAGGAGGAUGUUCCCGGUCCUGAAGGUGAGCGUGUCUGGUUUGGAUCCCAACGCCAUGUACUCUUUCCUCCUGGACUUCAGUCCGGCUGACGGUCAUCGCUGGAAGUACGUGAAUGGCGAGUGGGUGCCUGCUGGCAAACCUGAACCCCACAGUCACAGCUGUGUGUACAUCCACCCCGACUCUCCAAACUUUGGUGCGCACUGGAUGAAGGCCCCAGUGUCAUUCAGCAAAGUCAAACUGACCAACAAACUCAACGGAGGUGGACAGAUCAUGCUGAACUCUCUCCAUAAGUACAAGCCACAGAUCCACAUUGUCCGUGUGGGAGGAAGCCAUAGGAUGGUGACCAACAUCUCCUUCACUGACACUCAGUUCAUUGCUGUUACAGCCUACCAGAAUGAGGAAAUAACCGCUCUGAAGAUAAAAUAUAACCCCUUCGCUAAGGCCUUCCUGGAUGCAAAGGAAAGGAACCAUCCCAAGAACUUUCUAGAACCUCCUCCUGAGAAUCAGCAUGUCAGCAUACCACAUUGUGGCUGGUACAUUUCGAACCCAGACUCCUUUUGUUCCUCAGGGAGCAGCAAUUUCCCCUACACAGGUAGUUUGCCACUGACCCCACACCAUGGCUACAAACACUACUCCGGUCUGCAUGGACAUCGAGCCACUCCGUACCCACCUCCAUAUCUGCACCACCAUCACCAUCACCACCACCGUGGACACAAUUCAGUCUCUCUGUCCGAUGGUCUGAGUCCAGGUGCUCUGCAGGUGUUCUCAGGCCACGAGACCUGGACAGGUGUUUCUCCUCCUGGUCCUGCAGCGAUGCUGUCAGUUCCGUCUGGUACAAACUCACCUGGAGUCAGCAGUCAGUACCCCUGCUUGUGGACAGUGAGUGGCUGCGGUGUGUCCUCCACUCCUCCAGGAGGUGCUCUGAGCUCCGCCCAGUGUCAGGAGGAGCGGCCUGAUGCAGGCUCUACCUCCGCUUCACCAUGCUCGCUCCUGCAAGGUCAAGGACCCACGAGGGCGGAUGUAGUGUCAGAGCAAGCCAAUCAUACCAGGGUGGGCGGGGCUAGCUGGUCAGCAGGCUCCAACCAUUCUUUUUAAUUAGUGUAAAAGUUUGUGCAAACCAGCACGUGAGCUCUCAGCAGUUCAGAGUUCCUAAUUGCCAAAAGAUUGUGUGUAUUUGAAGCAUGUCGUUUAAUUUCCUGUAUGCUUGCUUUUCUGAUGCACAGGUGCAGGAGCUCGGCUUUACAGCUCUAAGUGUUAACUAAAUCAACUCUCAAUGCAAGUCAAUGCAACUGGCCUAGAAAAGUCUGAGCAUAAAAGCCCAGUGAUGCUACAAAAAACAGAUCAAGAGCCUGCACACUAAAAGACAUACAAAAUUAAAAUAAUGCAUCCUCAGCAGGAAAAAAAAUAAAAUAAAUUUGUCCAAACACAAA
Messenger RNA from Silurus meridionalis, 2349 nucleotides. RefSeq names its product T-box transcription factor 19 (gene tbx19). Gene Ontology annotation, molecular function: RNA polymerase II cis-regulatory region sequence-specific DNA binding; DNA-binding transcription factor activity, RNA polymerase II-specific. The transcript has 9 exons. NCBI's taxonomy places the organism in Eukaryota, Metazoa, Chordata, Actinopteri, Siluriformes, Siluridae. The record is from RefSeq and is a predicted model, not a curated record. Gene Ontology annotation, biological process: cell fate specification; heart morphogenesis; regulation of transcription by RNA polymerase II. Bases 689 to 2014 code for a protein of 441 amino acids. Gene Ontology annotation, cellular component: nucleus.